AUGAAUCCAAUACGUUCUCGUCGACUAAAAAUUCUUCUGCUUUCAUCAUCAUUUGCUCUAAUAGCUUAUCUUAUUCGUCGCUAUCGUCGAUAUCUUAUAUUGAAAAAACGCCAAUCUCUUACAAUUUCACGAAAAGAAAGUUCUACUAAUGUCAUUCCACCAUUAUCAAUCAAAAAAACAAUUAAUAAACAAUUUUUUCAUCAACUUCAAGUAAUUGUUCGAAUUCUUAUACCACGUUUACGAAGUGAUUCAUUCUUUCUAUUAAUUAUUCAUUUAACAACACUUAUAACACGAACGUUUCUUUCAAUUUAUAUAGCACACCUUGAUGGUGCUAUUGUAAAAUCAUUAGUACAGAGAAAUCCACGUGAUUUUCUUCGUACAAUUAGUAUUUUUAUAGCUGUUGCCAUUCCAGCUAGUUUUAUAAAUAGUGCAAUCCGUUUUGCAGAAUCAAAACUUGCAUUAGCAUUUCGUACAAAAUUAAGUCGUCAUGCAUAUGAAGCUUAUUUUCGUAAUCAAACCUAUUAUCGAGUCACAAAUUUGGAUACUCGAUUACUGACACCAGAUCAAAAUCUAACAGAUGAUAUUGAAACAUUUACAUCAACAUUAACUCAUCUUUUUUCUCAUUUAACAAAACCAUUUUUUGAUGUAGCCAUUGUUUCAUGGUCACUUAUUUCAAUGAUGCGACUAAGAAAAACAGCACGAGGUCUUAAAGAAGUUCCUGCUCUGUUGUUUAUAGUUGUUUCGUUUACAUUCAUGGCCGUUCGAAAAUUAUCACCUAAUUUUGGUAAACUCGUUUCUGAAGAAGCUAGAAGACGAGGUAUACUUCGUUUUGCUCAUACAAGAGUUAUUGCUAAUGCUGAAGAAAUAGCUUUUUUUGAUGGUCAUGAAGUUGAGAGAAAUUGGAUAUUAAAAUUAUACGAUCAAUUACGUGAACAAACAAGUUUAAUUAUUAAAAAAAAAUUUUGGUUUAUUAUGCUUGAACAAUUUUUAAUGAAAUAUUUUUGGCAUGCAUGUGGAAUGAUAUUCAUUGCUAUACCUUUUCUUACAUAUGAUGGACCACCAGAAACAGAUGAUCCAGUAGGAGAUCCACUAGGUAUUAGUACACGUACAGAAGCUUUUACUGUCAGUAAACAUUUAUUAACAUCCGGUGCUGAUGCACUUGAACGUAUUAUUUCAUCAUAUAAAGAAAUUGCUGAAUUGGCAGGACAUACAAAUCGAGUUUAUACAAUGCUUCAUGUUUUUGAUGAAUGUGCUCAUGAACAUUACCAACGAGCUUCGGUGACAAUGGAUGAAAGUCAUAAUGAACAUUCAUUAACAAGUGUAAAAAGAAAAGUGGCAGUAAAUCAACGAGCAGAGGGUCAAAUCAUUGAAUCUGAAGGAGAUAUUAUCGCCGAAAAUGUACCAAUCAUCACACCAAAUGGGGAUGUCAUUGUUAAAAGUCUUUCCUUAAAGAUCACACCAGGUAUGCAUGUUCUUAUCAGUGGACCAAAUGGUUGUGGUAAAUCAUCAUUUUUUCGGAUUGUUCGCGGUUUAUGGCCUAUUUAUUCGGGUCGUCUUCAUCGACCAGAUCCAUCAAAUUUUUUUCUUAUUCCACAAAGACCUUAUAUGUGUCCAGGUACAUUACGUGAUCAAAUUAUUUAUCCUGAUACAAUUGAUCAAGCAUUUGUUGAUGAUAGUAAACUAAUGAAAAUUCUUGAUAAUGUUGAAUUACAAUAUAUUGUACAACGUGAAGGUGGUUUAAAUGCUGAACGUGAUUGGAAAGAUAUAUUAUCUGGUGGUGAAAAACAACGUCUUGGUUUAGCUCGAAUUUUUUAUCAUCAACCUAAAUAUGCUUUACUUGAUGAAUGUACAAGUGCAGUAUCAAUUGAUGUUGAAGGUAAAAUAUAUGAACGAGCAAAAGCUUUAGGUAUAUCAUUACUUACUAUUACACAUCGACCAUCUCUUUGGGCGUAUCAUACACAUUUACUUCAAUUCGAUGGUGAUGGUCGAUGGACAUUUGAAAUAUUGAAUACAGAAAAACGUUUGACAUUGAAAGGUGAAAAAGAACGACUUGAAGCACAAUUAGCUGGUAUUCCACAAAUUCAACAACGUUUAAAUGAACUAUGUCAAUUACUUGGUGAAAAUACAAUGACAAUAGAAAAUCAACAGUAUGAAGAGAUUAAUGACGAUUGA
Molecule: messenger RNA, 2172 nt
Organism: Rotaria sordida
Lineage: Eukaryota; Metazoa; Rotifera; Eurotatoria; Philodinida; Philodinidae
Source: the annotation of a GenBank genome assembly